UCGGCGUCCUGAAAGAAAGCCGGGAGCAGCCAUGGCGGCGAUGAGCCUCUUGCUGCGGGCUUCAGCCUCGGCGGCGACGGGAGCCGGUCUGGCCCUGACCCGCCGUGGGCUGGGACCUCAGUUGCGCCUCGGCGGCUUGCUGACCCGGAGCGUCCCGGGCGCGGGCGCCGUGGCCCCAGUUCGACAUAGUGGAAGCCAUGGGAAGAGAAUGUUCGUCAUCAAACCUUCUGAAUUUUAUGACAAGAGAUUUUUGAAGUUGUUGAGAUUUUAUUUAUUGCUGACUGGGAUUCCAGUAGCAGUUGGUAUAACAUACGUGAAUAUAUUUGUUGGUGAAGCUGAGUUAGCAGAAAUCCCACCAAACUAUGUUCCUGAACACUGGGAGUACUUCAAGCACCCUAUAACCAGGUGGAUUGCUCGUUAUGUUUAUGAACCUCCUGAAAAGAAUUAUGAAAGAACCAUGGCAAUCAUUCAGUUGGAAGCUGAUAAGGCUGAUCUGAGGUUGAAGUAUCAGGAAACAGAAAGACUUAUGCGAGGAAGAGGGGAUGGACCCUGGUUUUUUUACCCAACUAUUGAAAAGGACCUUAUUGAUCGUGAACAUAAAGCAGUACCUGACCAUUAAACAAUUGAUUCUACUCAUCUAAUGUGGGGGUUAAGUGAAGAAAUGUGUACUGUAUUGUGGUUCUCUGAAUAAAAUAGCCAUUUCCCUUUUGGUCUUAUAGUAGUUCUCAA
Molecule: messenger RNA, 729 nt
Organism: Antechinus flavipes (yellow-footed antechinus)
Lineage: Eukaryota; Metazoa; Chordata; Mammalia; Dasyuromorphia; Dasyuridae
Gene: NDUFB5
Product: NADH:ubiquinone oxidoreductase subunit B5
Exons: 6
Coding region: 32-619 (195 amino acids)
Source: RefSeq, a predicted model, not a curated record